Nicotiana tabacum (common tobacco) is the source of this 1512-nucleotide messenger RNA. The record is from RefSeq and is a predicted model, not a curated record. Lineage: Eukaryota; Viridiplantae; Streptophyta; Magnoliopsida; Solanales; Solanaceae.
AUGAAUAGCAAACCAGUUGUGGUUAAAAUGUGGAAUGCUGCUUUUGAUUUUGCAAAUGAAGUAUUGAAGACCAUCCCACUAUGGAUUCAACUUCCUAAGCUGCCACUUAAUUGCUGGGAGGAUGACUCGCUAAGAAGAAUUGGUAGUACAUUGGGUGUUCCUAUAUAUGCUAAUGCUUGUACCACUAAGGUUGAACGUAUAUCAUAUGCCAGAAUUUUGGUUGAAAUGUAUAUUACUAGACUUCUCCCAAAACAGAUCAUAGUGGAAGAUCCAAACGGAAUGGAAUUCGAACAGGAAGUUUGGUAUGAUUUGAUUCCUAUGUAUUGUAAUAAAUGCUUGCAACUAGGGCAUGUGUUCCAGGAACCACAGAAAGAAGCUCUGCCAAAACAAAUAAAGGGGAAAAAUCAGAAGCCUCAACAAUUCCGGAGGAGAAUAGGGCAUGAGGAAGGGGGUACACAAAGGGAUCAGGGCAUACAAAAGGAUGCUAUUCCACAAACUCAAGUACAGGAUGAGAAGCAGAAGGGAAUUGAAAAUGUACAGCCACUGAACUCUUCACAAAGUCCAGCAAUGAAUGCAGAUGAUGAAGGUUGGAAGACUGUUAAGAACAAGUCUGUGUCAAAUGGCUUAAGAAAUGUGGAAAAGAACAUGGGGGUGAGCACAUCCAAUGGUUUCAAUACCAUUGAUCCAUCAAGUUCUCAGGUGCCUGCACAAUUAAUCACUGGGAAGAUUAUCAUACACCAAAGUCAUAAAGAAUUCUGGAUGACAACAGUAUAUAGUUUGCAUACCAUUGAACAUAGAAAGGCCAUGUGGGAGGAGUUGGAACAACUGCAUAAUGAGUUACAUGGACCUUGGAUUGUUAUGGGAGACUAUAAUGCCAUUCAAAGUUUUGAAGAUAUGUAUAAUGGUAACCCUGUUAUGGAGGCAGAAACUAGAUAUUUCUCUGAUUUCCUAGAGAACACAAGAAUGACAGAACUUAAAACAGUUGGUAGAGAAUUUACGUGGACAAACAAUCAUGUAUAUAGCAGAAUAGACAGAGCUUUAGUUAAUGCUAGAUGUAUGAUGAAUAUGACACAGUUAGAGGUGGUACUGCAGGAUCCUCUCUUCUCUGAUCAUACCCCUGUUUGUGUUUACUUUGAACAUGAUCACCAACCUAUGCCUAAACUAUUCAAGUUCUUCAAUAACCUAGCUGAGCAUAAGGAGUUUCAAAGUCAAGUCAAAGAUACUUGGGAAGUUAGCAUGCUGAGGCCUGCUAUGCAAAGAAUUUGGAUGAAGUUAAAGAGGCUGAAAAAAGGAUCGAAGCAGUUAAAUGUUGAGGAGUAUAAUAGAAUUCCUAAAAUGAUCCAAGCUAUUCGAGAGAAACUACAACAAGUACAAUUGGAAAUGAGAAUCCCUAAUCACUCAGAGGGAUUGAAGAACAGUGAAAAAGAUCUGAAAGAGAAGUGGAUUAUGAACUUCUACUUAUUGUCUGUUACUUCUUGGACUUCCAGGAAAUCAGUUAUUCACCAAGCUUAA